Seriola dumerili (greater amberjack) is the source of this 2030-nucleotide messenger RNA. RefSeq names its product secretory carrier-associated membrane protein 5-like. The coding region runs from base 226 to 909 and encodes 227 amino acids. The record is from RefSeq and is a predicted model, not a curated record. Gene Ontology annotation, biological process: protein transport. The transcript has 7 exons. Gene Ontology annotation, cellular component: trans-Golgi network membrane; recycling endosome membrane. NCBI's taxonomy places the organism in Eukaryota, Metazoa, Chordata, Actinopteri, Carangiformes, Carangidae.
UCAGGAUCUGUUGCUCUAUUCAUCCCGUUCAUAAGAAAAAAUAAUAAUAGUCUAAUAGUUUGCGUUUAGAUAUCGUCCGAUUGGCAGCCGCAGUCUAUUCAACGCGCAUCUAAAGCCUUCAGCGGAAACUGUGCAGAGUGAGACCAGAAGCGCCUGCUCUCUGGAGGAGACUCAAGAGACUGAAGAAGGAGUGAAUCUUAGUGGCAAACUUGACACUGCAUCCACAUGGCAGAGCCCAACUUCCCUCCACUGCCUGGAUUCAUUCCACUCAAGCCAUGUUUCUAUCAGGACUUUGAUGAGAUCCCUGAGCAGCACCGCAGCAUGUGCAAGAAAAUGUACCACCUGUGGAUGUUGAAUAGUGCCACACUUGCGGUGAAUCUCAUUGGCUGCUUUGCUUGGAUGUUUGGUGGAGGUGGAGUGACCAACUUCGGACUAGCUAUCAUCUGGCUAAUCAUGUUCACUCCCUGCUCUUACGUCUGUUGGUUCAGGCCCAUCUACAAGGCCUUCAAGAGUGACAGCUCUUUCAACUUCAUGCUGUUCUUUUUUGUGUUCAUGGCCCAAGUUGGCAUCAGCAUCAUCCAAAGCAUCGGCAUCCCAGGAUGGGGAGUAUGUGGUUGGCUUGCUACUAUCUCUUUCUUCAGCUAUAAUAUCUUGAUCGCACUGAUCAUGCUGGUCCCUACUCUCAUGUUCACUGCUGUGGCCUCACUGUCCUUCAUUGCCCUCACCAGGAUCCAUAAUUUCUACCGUGGCAGUGGGGCCAGCAUGACCAAAGCACAGGAGGAAUGGACCACAGGAGCCUGGAAGAACCCUCAUGUCCAAGCAGCAGCCCAGGAAGCCGCCAUGGGGGCAGCUGCCGGAGCCAUGCAGAAUCAGUACUCCAGCCCACAAUACAAUGACAACCAGAUGUAGCCUCUUGACAACAAGAGGUGUCAAAGAAGUGACGUGACAGUUAUGCCAAAGUUUGAGCGACAGGGUUAGGUAGGGUUAGGAAGAUCUCACCCACAGUACUGUUUCAGAAAAAAGAACACUGGCAUAUUUUAACAGGUUCAGUUUUUACAUUUUGGUCACGUCACUCACUAAGCAGAAUUGUCAGUGAUUUCAAACAAUUUCAUCAUUUGGCAAACAAAUAUCUCCCAGUGGGAUGUUGGUUUUCACCUUCCCGUGUUGAAGGGCAUGCUAAUUAUUUGUCAUGUUUUAUAUCAUUUCUCAUGUAUUUUCAUGUUUGAGAAAUUGAAAUGUAACUAGUUUUGAAUGUGUAUUACUUUAGUGGCUCCAUCAUGAGAGCUGUGUACUUUGUGUUGACCUACAGUCCUAGCAGUUUUUACAAAAGAGGAAAAAUAUAUUUUUUUUUCUUCAAAAAUACAAAGAUGUACAAUAAUCUUUAUUGUAUUGAAGCCUCAAAUAGUGUGUAUUAAAUAGUGUGUAAUAGUAGUGAAUAGUGUGAAUUCAUGUAUUUAUUUAUAAAUGUUUGAAUGAAAAAUUACUUAGGAUGUAACAUUUUAGUAUUUCUUUCAUUUCAAACUCAAGGGUAAACCAAAGAUUCAUUGUAAUUUUGUAACUUUAUUUUAAAUUAUGCUACUUUCUGUGACCUCGGCACAAUUUCAUCAUGUUUCUAUGCAGUUUAUCAAUGCUUGCACUGUGAAAUGAAAGAAUGUUGCUGUGGAAAAAAAAACGGCGUUAUCGCAAGUCUUAAAUUGGAUUUAAAUAGAAACAGAAAAUUUAAUCUCACUCAAAGCUGCCUCUUUGAUGUACUUCCUGUUAGCAUGUCUACCUACACUGAAAAUACCAGAUUUACAUCACAGAAUGAACUCGUUUUGAAUUAGUUCUACAUAAAUUCAGGAAAAAAUGAAUAAGUAAAAAUAAGUGAAAUACAUUAGUCAUGUGCUGUAGCCAUUUUACUUUAUUUAGUUUUGUGCUGACUGUCAGUUCAGCAUGGUCUUUUAUAAACGGUGUUGUCGAAUGCAGUGUUUAAAAGACAACCUUUCUGCUGCUGUACGGCUGUUUGACCACAGAGAGGCGCUGAUGGCUUU